This is a messenger RNA of Cooperia oncophora, 585 nucleotides long. NCBI's taxonomy places the organism in Eukaryota, Metazoa, Nematoda, Chromadorea, Rhabditida, Trichostrongylidae. The record is from the annotation of a GenBank genome assembly.
AUGCACAGCACGAUUGGAUGGAUUUGUUGUCUGGUGGAGAGAAGCAACGUAUGGGCUUGGCUAGGGUAUUCUACCACAGGUUACAGACCGCAGUACGCUCUUCUUGACGAGUGCACGUCGGCCGUGUCGAUCGAUGUGGAAGGAAGUAUAUACCAGGCGAUAAAAGACAGCGGAAUCACUUUGCUCACUGUUAACUCACCCGAAGACGAUGUCUUGAGGCUUCCACUUGUGGGAGGUAUCGGUUACCGGGGAAUCAGAACGUGGAGUUGUGUCUUACGGAGGGCUUCACCUCUCAUGCUGCCACCAGGAAAGGGGAGAGGGUCAAGGAAAUUCCAUACAAAUUUACUGCAGUAUGACGGUGAAGGUGGAUAUAAGUUGAGGUCUCUUAACGAUUCGACAAUCGGCGAGCGAUUAUCGCUUGCAGAUGAGAAGCGACAAAUUGAACAAAAGCUUUACGAGGUGCCGCAGAUGAAGGGACGUCUUGCCGAGUUAUGCCAGGUAACACUAAUCACAUGCCCUAGUUUGAGCCUAGUGUUAAAUGACAAUGCUGAAUGUCCGGUGUAUCUACAGAGCUCUCGGUUUUGA